AUGACUUCGGCUACCGACAAUGAAUAUUACGAGGGCGCAAUGGAGACGGACGAUGCACAUGGAGGUGGAGGUGCAAGUGAGAGCAAUCCUCGGCCGAAGAGAAUGGCAUGCAUUCUGUGCAGAAAGAGAAAGCUGAAAUGCGAUGGGCACAAACCGAGCUGCGGGACUUGCGCUAGACUCAGUCACGAUUGCGAGUACUCCGAAGAACGGAAGAAGAGCGGUCCAAAACGAGGCUACGUCAAACUGCUGGAGGCACGUCUCAAGCAAGUCGAGAAUCUCCUGGAGUCGAGAGAAACGCCCAGGGAGGCUGGUCCUUCUACUGCGCAGACCUCGACCGCCCCGGAAACUUAUGUCUCUGGCCCUUCAAUACCGCCAAUAGAUAUUCCAGCCUUUGGAGAUGCUUCCAUGCCGGACUUGAUCCCAGACGACAACUAUACAGAUCCUCCGCUGGGAGGGAUCAACAACCUCACACUCAACGCCGGAGACGACUUUACUUGGGAGAUGAUAGGUCUCGGACUGGAGGAGGCACUGCCGGCACGCGAGGUUAUGGAUGAGCUGAAUGAGAUCUACUUUGAGAAGGUCCAUCCAUCGUUACCGAUGAUCCACAAGGCAAGAUUCCUCGCUUCGAUGGAUCUUGCCCCUCUUGCUCGCCCAGCGCCCAGCCUCAGGUAUGCCAUGUGGACGAAUGUGUGCGCGAUGACCCCCAAAUAUUCUGUUUAUGCCGAGCAUUUCUACAAGAGAGCACACAAAUAUGCCCAGAUGGAUGAAAUGCGAGGGCACGGGGAAAGCAUGAUCACCAUCGCUCAUUGUCAAGCCUGGACGCUGCUGGCCUCCUAUGAGUUCAAACACAUGUAUUUCCCGAGGGCUUGGAUGAGUGUCGGAAAAGCGGCCAGGUUGGCCCAGAUGAUGGGUCUACAUCGACAAGACCGUGUCGGGCUCGACGUCAAACAGACACUGCCGCCUCCCCGGGACUGGACGGAUCGAGAGGAACGGCGACGGACCUUUUGGGCGGCUUAUUGUCAGGAUCGCUAUGCCUCGGUAGGCACGGGGUGGCCUAUGGUUAUCGACGAACAAGAUAUUCUCACCAACUUGCCUGCCAGCGACAAGGCUUUCAAUUCAGGUCAACCAGAGCCCACACCUCAGCUGUCAGACAUCUUAAACGGAGAAGGAGCCUCUUCACUCUCGCCAUUCGGCGGUAUCAUUCUGUUGGCGACCCUCUAUGGCCGCAAUCUCACCCAUCUGCAUCGUCCGGACCAACAAGACAAGGAUUAUGAUCUCAAUGGCGCUUUCUGGAAACGCCAUCGUUUCCUGGAUAACAUUCUCCUAAACACUUCAUUGUCACUACCUUCGCAUCUUCGCUUGCCAGCAGGUCUGAACGAUCCCAAUACUGUGUUCCUCAAUAUGAAUAUCCACACCGCCACUAUAUGUUUACAUCAGGCUGCUAUAUUCAAGGCCGACCACAACCGACUGCCCGCUCAGAUUAGUGCCGAAUCGAAGCGUCGAUGCAUUGUCGCGGCCGACCAGAUCACCAACAUAAUGAAGAUGAUCAGUCACAUCGACUUGUCUAUGAUGAAUCCGUUCCUUGCAUUCUGUCUUUACGUCGCUGCCCGAGUUUUCGUACAGUAUCUCAAGGCGCGAAGGGAGGAUGCAGCUGUCAAAUCGUCGUUACAUUUCUUGCUCUCUGCCAUGAAUAUCCUCAAAGCCAAGAAUCCCCUUACAGAGUCCUUCUUGGUCCAGCUCGAUGUCGAUCUGGAAGGGAGUGGCCUCGAUGUCCCCAACAGUGGUUCCCGCUGGAAGUUUGGACACCGACCUCCUGGAGAAGUACCAGCCAACACCGAUGGAGUGAAAUGCACACCAAUAUUCGAAAUACGCCAGACUCAGAAUGCAAGCGAUACGCAAGGCAGUACUGCUUGGCCGGGCGACAAAAGCAUCAACCCGUCACCCUUCAAUGGUACGUAUCCAAGUUUGUAUGCUUCCUCCGAAUCAGGCAAGAGCAACCGCAACGGUCAGGCAGGCUUGGUGCCAAUGGGUGACGGGUUCGACGUCAUUUACGAUUUUCCCGUGCAAUCGGUCGGCACAGAUACCUCCCCGGAGAACUCUCAUCAAGAUAGCUCAGGCUCGAGACCUCACUCCAACCAGCCCACCCCGUCAUCGUCAUCUCAGCACAACUCGUCGCGGACAUCCCACACCUCACCCCCCAACCAGUCUUUUGGGGUGAGUGGUGCCAACGACGCACAGCAACAGCAAUCACCAGGGUUUGGUCUAGCCACCACUGACACUUGGGGUGCCAUGAAUGCCCCAAAUCAGUCAAAUGAAGGGGUGAUGGGCGAAGUGCAAGACCUGGAUUUUGGCCCUACAGGCAUGACACCAGUCCCGGAUUCAAUGUGGCCGACAGGCGGCGUGGGUGAGGCCAACGACUGGAUGUACAAUUGGCCGGGGUCGACGCCACAACCUCAAUGA
This is a messenger RNA of Capronia coronata CBS 617.96, 2460 nucleotides long. RefSeq lists its product as uncharacterized. Gene Ontology annotation, molecular function: DNA binding; zinc ion binding; DNA-binding transcription factor activity, RNA polymerase II-specific. The record is from RefSeq and is a predicted model, not a curated record. Gene Ontology annotation, biological process: regulation of DNA-templated transcription; DNA-templated transcription. Gene Ontology annotation, cellular component: nucleus. The transcript has 5 exons. Bases 1 to 2460 code for a protein of 819 amino acids. Lineage: Eukaryota; Fungi; Ascomycota; Eurotiomycetes; Chaetothyriales; Herpotrichiellaceae.